GAAGGACAGAGGGCGUGGGAGUAUGUCACUGAGAGAAAGCAUGCUGUAGCAGGGAGAGCCUAACAACAAGCGGCAGAGUGGUUUGGAUAAGCAAUGAGAUCAUCUUGCUAGGGAGCGUUCGGCCGAAUGAAUAUUGAUUUGGCGAAGGAACACAGACACAACAAGGACUGAGCGGGCUGCCUUUGUUGUGCUACUAACUACAGCUGCUGUGGCCUGACGUUCCGAAGCUUUUGGUGCCAUUGACGGAUCGCCAGGCGGUUCCCUGCAGCAUCUCCUCUUACUUCUCUGACCCAGGCUGAGGCUAUGGCCAAAUGCGCUGUGUUUGCGACUGCUGCUCUCUCUGUUCUGCUUCUUAUUGUAAGCAUCGUGCUGCUACUGACCCACACCUUCAUGGAUAUAGUAGAGGGACACGUCAAGCAGGCAAUCGUUCUAAAAAAUGAAUCAGAAGUUUUUGAGGACUGGGUUAAUCCUCCACCACCUGUUUACAUGCAGUUCUACUUCUUCAAUGUUAACAACCCACUGGAAAUACUGAAUGGAGAAAAGCCAUUUGUUACUGAAAUUGGGCCGUAUACUUACAGGGAAUAUCGACAAAAAGAAAACAUUACAUUUUCUGUCAAUGAGACUGAAGUAUCUGCUGUCACUCCUAAAACAUAUGUAUUUGAACCAGAAAUGUCUGUUGGAGACCCCAAAGUAGACUUAAUAAGAACAGUAAAUAUUCCUCUUGUGACAGUAAUGGAAAUGACCAAAGACUCAAGAAUUCUCAGACCACUGAUUAUAGCAAUCUUAAAAACAUCCAAAGAAGGAAUGUUUGUCACUCGUACUGUUGAUGAGUUAUUGUGGGGCUAUAAAGACCCAGUCUUGUCGUUUCUUCAUACGUUUAAUCACAGCGUCAGUGACACAUUUGGACUGUUUUAUAAGAUGAACACAACAGAUGAUGGGGAAUAUGUGUUUCUCAGUGGAAACAAUGAUUACCUGAAGUUUACUCAAAUUGCUGAGUGGAAGGGCCAAAAAGCUCUUGACUGGUGGAGUACAAACACAAGUAAUAUGAUAAAUGGGACAGAUGGCACAUCCUUCCAUCCACUUCUAAACAAGGACGAUAAGCUUUACAUGUUUUCCUCAGACCUUUGUAGAUCCAUCUAUGCUGUUUAUGAAAGCAGUAAGAACAUCAAGGACAUAUCGGUCUUUCGCUUUUCUCCACCAGCAAGCGUUUUUGCCAAUGUGUCAGUCAACCCUCAGAAUGAAGGCUUUUGUGUUCCAGCAGGAAAUUGCCUCCCAUCUGGCCUACUAAACGUCAGCAACUGCAAGCAGGGUGCUCCUAUAAUACUGUCAUCUCCUCAUUUCUACCAAGCUGAUGAAAAUGUUAUUAACAGUAUAAGAGGUAUUAAGCCAAUCAAGGAACAUCAUAUGACCUUUCUGGACUUAAGCCCACUCACUGGGACCAUAAUUCAUGCUGCUAAACGAAUGCAAGUGAAUGUUUAUGUCCGAAAGAUUGAUGUCUAUUCUAUUAUUACCCAAGACAUACAGACCUUGUUCUUUCCUGUAAUGCACCUCAAUGAGAGUGUUUUAAUUGAUGAUAAAUCUGCUGGGAGACUCAGAUCGAUUCUUUUGCAAGGAAGAGUGGUAGCCAACAUCCCAUUUAUUAUAAUGGGGCUGGGAAUUAUUUUGGCCUUUAUAUUUACAGGACUAACUUGUCUACAAAAAAGGAGCAGUGAAGAGGGCACAGAAGAGGAAAGGGGUUCUCUAAUAAGAACAUCCUAACGCAACGCUACACCUACCACAAAGUGAACUAUGCAAACUGCUCCGAACCGUCCCAUGUGCAAAAUGCUUUUGUUUUAUAAAUGCACUGAUGAUACAAGACUAUGGAUGUGGUGAUCCUUCGGGACAGCAAGACACUAACCAAGAUUUUUUUUUUAACCAUUUUUACAGCAUAUUGAUUAAAAAAAUGUUUGUCCCUGUGCUGGAACAUUCUACAUCUGACAUGAAAAUAAUAACUAACGUACUAUUGAAAAGAGAAAUACUUCAUUCAAUUAGUGUGCGAAACAGUCAAAGAUAAAUUAAUAUCCUGAUUACUUACAGGAUCUCACAUUAUAUAAAAUGCACAGUACUGUAUUGCUUUGUCUGCUUAACUGUCAUUUGUUAGCACUAAAUGGGUAUUGAAAUAGGUUUUUAACUAAUUAUGACCUGGUGACAGAGGAAGUGGUUCUUCAGAAAUAAAACCUACUGAAUAACUGUUCUUAUCUUUAUCUGUCAGCCAACCUUGUUGUAAUGUUAUUUUCUGUGGUACCACAUAUUUUAUCUUCUGUGUCUGAAAAACAUUUCAAAAUAUUUUCCAAUAUCGCUUUACAACCAAGCCUAUUUUUAUUAUCCCUUCUUUAUAUAGCUCCAACAUUUUCUGAAGCAGAGAUUAUACAUCAUUCACAGUGGCUUCUAGUAGUCUCUCUACCACACAUACUAUGGUUAAUUCUAAAAGCUGUUAACGUAACAAUUAGAAAGUUUCUAGGGGUGCACAGGUACUGAGUGAUUAUAUCCGUUAAUACCACUAUUCUAGAACUAAAGAUGCCAUGUGAUCUUGAAAACUUUGCCUGUAUUUACAUAAGCUCCUUUUUUAUGAACCAGUGCUAUUUAAUUAGAGAAAACAUUGAAUAUCCUGUUUUAGCGCACUUUGUUUUAAACACUUGAGAUAGAGGCAGUGUCUUAAUCUAAGGCACAGUCAAAAACUAUUUUUAGUGACUGACAUAAUUCAAGCAAAUGUUUUUAAGGUUUUUAAUAGUAAUUAAAUAGUUGCCAGUUAAAUACUGGUAACACAGGUAGGACUGUACACAUCACAAAUGAGAAAUUGCCAUUAACUUUGGAAUGAUUCUAUGCAUAAUAUUUUACAGGUGCUGUAAAGUGCCAAUUAUAAGAUACAGAAAAUAGUUUGCUGUGUCUUGGAGUGAAAUACUACAUUUACUCAAUUUAAAAUGAAUGUAGCUUGUGGAUAACAAUACACAUAUUGCUUCUGCAAAUAGCCCAAAUACAGUAAAUACCAUUUCACCAACAUUGGAUUGGACUGAGACCCCAUGUAUGACCUCAAGCACUGUCAAUCGCAGAAUUAAAAGUAAUAAACUAAAAUUCCCAUAUAAAUGAUGGCACAUAGUAAUACUUGUUGAAUGAGGGCUGUUUUGUUUUUUUUGUUUUUAUAUGUGGGCUCAUUUAUGAAUGCAGUCGCAAUUGCAGUUAUGCAAAAAUGGAUGCAAUCAUGCUCAUGAAUGGCAUUUGUUAUAGAUAAUUGUGUCCAAAAAUGCUUCUUGCACUUCCCUUUACUUGCUCUCAGCACCAGUGCAUCUGUCCUGCCUUGUCUUCUUCAUUACAUGCAAGUGCACCUGUUGAUGUAGGGGAAGCCCAGUGCUACCCCACUUUCAAGCAAUAGGUAGUUUUUGGGUUCCCACAGACUACCUCAAUAUUUGCAGCACAUUUGCACCCAGUGAAUCAUGUAAACAUCAUAAUUCAGAGGGAAAGUAAUCACCUCCUUGUAGGUGUUUAUUUUGAUGCAUUGACCAGAAUUGUAGCAGAUAUAAUUUGACACUUACCCACAGUGACACUGGAAUAGUAGGGGAAUCUGAUGAAUUGUGGGUAAACUACUGGCAAAUUGCAUCCAAAAUUGCACUUUGUACACUGCACUUGCCUUCAUAAACAAGCCCUAUGUUUUGCUUACAUGUCUGAAGAUGAUGAUAAUGAAAAAUAGCUGUAAAAGGGAUUAACUCUGUGUAGCUUUCUGUCCUUGAGAGUCCAAAUAAUUACUCUCAGUGCCUCAAUGUGUUAUGGUUUGUUUAUUGCAUUAACCAAGAAAAGGAGAAAUGUUAUUUUAGAGAAAAUGUAAUAAUGAGAUGCAUAUUAAUAAACCAAAUAUUUCACAUUA
Molecule: messenger RNA, 3898 nt
Organism: Xenopus laevis (African clawed frog)
Lineage: Eukaryota; Metazoa; Chordata; Amphibia; Anura; Pipidae
Gene: scarb2.L
Product: scavenger receptor class B member 2 L homeolog
Exons: 12
Coding region: 304-1758 (484 amino acids)
Biological process (GO): protein targeting to lysosome; receptor-mediated endocytosis
Cellular component (GO): cytoplasm; membrane; lysosome
Molecular function (GO): scavenger receptor activity
Source: RefSeq, marked provisional